AAGGAACCUCUUCGGCAGCCUGACGGAAGACAGUGCGCAGAGGGUUGAUAGUCUGCAGACCUGAUGUCCACCGGAGUCCUCGGGCAGAGCUCCGGUACGGUGAGCGCGCGCCCACGGUGCUUGGCAUAAGAUGGACCCCCUCACCUUCGGCGUCAUAGUGGGCAUCGUCGUGAUCUUCUUCGUCAUGGUCCUCUUCAUCACCCUGGAGACCACUUGCAGGCGGCGCAGAAACUAAUCAGAUGAGGAAGACGAUGCUCUAGGAGUGGGGUUUCGCCAGGAAUUGAUUUGACCUCUUCUUCCUCGAUUGGCUGCGGUGAAAACGGCUUCAAUGGCGGUGUGGACGCUCCUGAUCUUUCAUCUCCUCGCGUUCUCGUCCCUGAGAGAGACGCUAGCGCAGCAAUGCGGAUUCAGCAGCCAUGAGAGCCCAAAUCUCCAGGACCAUCAUGGCCAUACCCACCAUCAUCAUCAUCAUGACCAUGACAACCAUCUCUGCGGCGACGACCACCAUCACCUUCACGAGGAGAAGGGAGUGAGGAAGCUGCCAGAGGAGCUCCAGGAAGAAGAAGACCUCAGAUCCAUGGGGUUUAGUUCCUACCACCAUUGGGCCCACGACCAUCCAGAGGUCGGCAGCGGUGGCCUUUCUAAUUUGGGUCUCUGGAUUCGUGCAAUGGGAUGCUCGAUGUUGGUGAGCAUGGCUUCAUUGAUCUGCCUUAUUCUUUUGCCGAUUUUCUUUGCGAAAGGAAAACCAUCGAAGAUCGUGGUCGAUUCUUUGGCUCUAUUCGGGGCUGGAGCAAUGUUGGGAGAUGCUUUCCUCCACCAAUUACCACAUGCCUUCGGUGGCAGUCACAGUUCUCACUCUCACAAUCAUGAUUUGGACCAUGCUCAUGAUAAACUUCACAACCAUGGACAUGUGGAAGGACACGCCCAUUCUCUGAGUGAUCUUCUGGUUGGAAUAUCAAUUCUAUCAGGAAUAGUGUUUUUUUUACUCAUCGAAAAGAUUGUAAGGUAUGUUGAAGGCGCCUCAGGAAAAGAGGGACUGCAUCCCGGUCAUCAUACUCAUCACCACCGACCAAGAGGCAAAAUUACUAAGAAGCAUGAGGAGACCAAUGAUCACCUGGAUCAUGCAUUGGCUGACAAGAGGAAAAGCAAAUCGGAAGCAGCAUCUGAGACGGAAAUAGCGGAUGGAGUGUCCAGUGAAACUACAAAUGAUUCUCAAAACACACUUCAUAAGAGAAGAGGCCCCAUUGAACUCGAUGAAAAUGAGAAGAAAGUGCCAAAUUCUUCAAAAAAUGAUGUCAGUGCAGUUCCUGAUUUGACUGAUGAACAUCUGUCCAAUCAGCCUUCAAACCUAGUAUUUGGGUAUCUCAAUUUAUUCUCUGAUGGUGUGCACAACUUUACAGAUGGAAUGGCUUUAGGAAGUGCCUUCUUACUUCAUGGUUCCGUUGGUGGCUGGUCCCGAACACUCUUUCUGCUUGCACAUGAGCUUCCUCAAGAGGUAGGAGAUUUUGGGAUCUUGGUCAGAUCAGGUUUCAGUGUCUUUGAAGCUUUUUUCAAUUUUUUAUCGGCAUUGGUGGCACUGGCAGGAACUGCACUGGCUUUGACAUUGGGACAAGACCCAGGGCAUUCUUCUUUGAUCGAGGGAUUUACGGCAGGUGGCUUCAUCUAUAUUGCUGUAGCUGGAGUUCUCCCGGAAAUGAAUAGUGGAGAUUCAAGUUUUAGGAGUACAACGACUCAGCUGAUCUCCUUAAUUUUGGGCAUGUCUGUUGCCCUUUGUAUAUCUUUGUACGAGUGAAAUACGUACGCGCUUAUACUGUAGUCAUUUUUAUUGUCACUCCACAGCUUUGUUGUAUUUUCGUUGAAAACCUUGAGUCGCAUGGAUUCACAUUUUCUUUAUGUGAAAAAGAAAAAUUUUAGAGAAUACAUUCAAAGCAGUUGUUCUUGCAUCUUA
Messenger RNA from Nymphaea colorata (pocket water lily), 1948 nucleotides. Its product is annotated as IAA-alanine resistance protein 1. Gene Ontology annotation, cellular component: membrane. Gene Ontology annotation, molecular function: zinc ion transmembrane transporter activity. Gene Ontology annotation, biological process: intracellular zinc ion homeostasis; zinc ion transmembrane transport. NCBI's taxonomy places the organism in Eukaryota, Viridiplantae, Streptophyta, Magnoliopsida, Nymphaeales, Nymphaeaceae. The record is from RefSeq and is a predicted model, not a curated record.